Messenger RNA from Microtus oregoni (creeping vole), 762 nucleotides. Its product is annotated as keratin, type II cuticular Hb1-like. Gene Ontology annotation, molecular function: structural constituent of skin epidermis. Gene Ontology annotation, biological process: intermediate filament organization; keratinization. Bases 1 to 762 code for a protein of 253 amino acids. Gene Ontology annotation, cellular component: keratin filament. The record is from RefSeq and is a predicted model, not a curated record. NCBI's taxonomy places the organism in Eukaryota, Metazoa, Chordata, Mammalia, Rodentia, Cricetidae. The transcript has 7 exons.
AUGGACCCGAAAGCCUCCAGGCUCAGCUCCUGCCUCCUCUUGCCCUUCAUACCCUUCUCCGUGCAGCAUGGAGAGCGAAGCCAGCUUUCUUCAGAGAUUGUGCCCGAUCACCGGCUUGGGAAGAUGAGCCCGCAGUGGUACGGGACUCAUGGGGAAGGCUCCGAGGAGUGGCCUCGGAACCUGAGGGUCCAGGGCUGCUCGUGUGAGGAGAUGAAAACCACUAGGCAAAACUGUGUGCAGGGCCCUCAGCACAGCAAGGAGGCCCUGAACAGACUUAACCAAGCCAUCCAGCAGUUGAAGAAGGAAGUGGAGAAUGCUCAGAGCCAGCACUGUGAACUAGAGAAAGCCAAAGAUGUGGAGGCCGGGCCGCAUGUGGCCUCAAGCAGUGUUAAGGGCAAACUGGCCUGGCUGGAGGCCGCCCUGCAGCGGGCCAAGCAGGACAUGGCACGGCAGCUCCGUGAGUACCAGGAGCUCAUGAUCGUCAAGCUGGGCCUGGACUUUGAGAUCGCCAUCUACCGCAGGCUUCUGGAGGGCCAGCAGCAGAGGCUUGGUCUGGGACUUGGGGCAGGGAGCUCAGCUCCAGGCACCGAUGUCAGCCUAGGUCCGGGCCUGACCUCAGUCUCUGUACCACCUCGGGCACCCGGAGUCUGUUCCCGUGGCCUGGAUGUGAGCGCCCCCAGCGGUGUUUGCACUCUCUGCAGCUCCGCGGACUGUGCUGGAGGCUUUGGCUGCCGUGGCUCCUGUGGCUCCCAUGAGUGUUGA